Messenger RNA from Cavenderia fasciculata, 1329 nucleotides. RefSeq names its product disulfide-like protein. Gene Ontology annotation, biological process: protein folding. The record is from RefSeq and is a predicted model, not a curated record. Gene Ontology annotation, cellular component: endoplasmic reticulum. Bases 1 to 1329 code for a protein of 442 amino acids. Gene Ontology annotation, molecular function: protein disulfide isomerase activity. The transcript has 7 exons. Lineage: Eukaryota; Evosea; Eumycetozoa; Acytosteliales; Cavenderiaceae.
AUGAAGUUUAUUGUUACAUUGGUCACUCUUUUAGUUAUUGCAGCUGCAGUAGUAUCAUCACAAGAUCUUCCAGCUAGUGAGGUUGUAGUCCUUACAGAGAAGAACUUUGAUUCUACCCUUGCUAGUGGAGGUAAUUGGUUCGUCAAGUUCUACGCCCCAUGGUGUGGACAUUGCAAGAAGCUUGCUCCUCUUUGGGAAGAACUUGCUACCAAGACUGCCAAGGACGUUGCAAACUAUGCCAAGGUUGAUUGUACUCAAGAAAAGUCUGUCUGUUCUCAAUUCAAGGUUAGAGGUUACCCAACUCUUAUGUACUUUACUGAUAAUGGUAAAUCAUAUUAUGAAUAUCAAGGUGAAAGAAAGAUUGAAUCAUUUAAUUCAUUUGCUGCCAAGCCAACUGGAACCAAGAAUGCUGUUAGUGGAUCAGUUGAAUCUACUGGUGGUGCUGCUGCUCCAAUUGUUGAACUUACCAAGGACAACUUUGACCAAACCUACAAUGGUAAAUGGAUGGUUGCCUUUUACGCUCCAUGGUGUUCAUACUGCAAAAAGUACGUUCCAACCUUUGAAAAGAUGGCCAACAACUACAAGAAUACUGUCAAUUUUGCAAAGAUCAACUGUGAAGUUGAAAAGGAAAUCUGUCAACUCUACCAAAUCCCAGGUUAUCCAACCUUUAAAUUCUUUGAAGGUAAGGGAAUGAAGGAUUUCUCUAUGGAACCAACCGAAGCAAACCUUAAGUUUUAUUUGGGUGCUGGUAACAUUGGUACUUUUGUUCACAAUAGACCAUGGAACAAGACCUUUGAUUUAGUUCAAAAUGCUAUUAUUGUAUACGUUUGGUUAUUCCUUGGAGUUUUCUUCACUUUAGGUUUAUUCCUUGGAUGGGUUUUCUUCUCACCAUCAAAGCCAAGACCAGUUGUUGCCAAGUCCUCUGAACAACCAACUACUGCUAUGUCCUCAUUUUGUGAUGUUGAAGACGAAAACAAGAAAAGUAUAGAAACUCAUCGAGACGAGUUGAUAACAGAGAGGGACGGAUUACUAGCAGCAAAGCGAUCCUAUGAAGAAAGAGAGGAGGACGAGCAUCAAGCGUACAACAGACUCACAAAAGUAGAAGAUCUCUUCACUCUUCUUGUGAAUGAUGGAAUCAGAAAAGAUGAUAAAAUUCAAGCAAUAGAAGAACUAUCUAGAUUUAGCCUGUCAAUUACGAAACAUGAUAGUACUUUUAAUGAUUUCAUUCCAACAAGACAUAAAUCAGUAUUAGACACAGUGUCAAUAACAAGAAAAGACGUAUGCAACGUUAGAUUUAAAUUUAUUUCAUCUACAGGUACCACUAGCUGA